UUCCGCCCCUUUCCUUCCUCAGCCGUCUUCCAGUCUCUCGUCGUCGCCGCCUCGCCGUAGUCCAUCACUUGUCGUGACCAGGUCUCCGAAUUUUGUAAAAAAAAGUCAGCCGUUUCGAAGACGAUAAGCUUUCACCGACAACCACAGUCAAGAUGGCCUCCAAGGAGCUCACGUACCAGGACGUUGCCGAGCACAACACCAAGAAGGACCUCUACGUCGUCAUCCACGACCAGAUCUACGACUGCACCAAGUUUGUGGACGAGCACCCCGGUGGCGAGGAGGUCCUUCUCGACGUCGCCGGCCAGGACGCCACCGAGGCCUUUGAGGAUGUCGGACACAGCGACGAGGCCCGAGAGACGCUCGAGCAGCUCAAGGUCGGCACUCUAAAGCGCAACCCCGGCGAUCCCAAGCCCAAGACGCCCCUCCCCGGCGCGGUUGCCCCAGCGGCCAACAAUACCUCUGCCGGCUUCGGAGUCGGUCUGUACGCCGUUGUGCUCAUUGGCGGCCUUAUCGCGUACGGUGCCUACCAGUACCUGCAGCAACAACAGGCUGCACAGAGCGCCUAAGUUGUCUUGCGUCGAGCACACGGAUUGCUAUUGUGCUGGGGGGUUUUUGACUACUUGAUGCUCAUGGCGUUUCUGGGUGCUACCGGUGUUUCUGCACUGUGCCGAAGGAAUCAUGCAUAUGGGAAUACGCUAGCGUCCGUCUGGUCU
Molecule: messenger RNA, 713 nt
Organism: Chaetomium strumarium
Lineage: Eukaryota; Fungi; Ascomycota; Sordariomycetes; Sordariales; Chaetomiaceae
Product: putative membrane bound hemo protein
Exons: 4
Coding region: 153-566 (137 amino acids)
Biological process (GO): sterol biosynthetic process
Cellular component (GO): endoplasmic reticulum membrane; intracellular membrane-bounded organelle
Molecular function (GO): heme binding
Source: RefSeq, a predicted model, not a curated record